Fusarium sp. VM40 is the source of this 2133-nucleotide messenger RNA. The record is from the annotation of a GenBank genome assembly. Lineage: Eukaryota; Fungi; Ascomycota; Sordariomycetes; Hypocreales; Nectriaceae.
AUGCCUUUCACAGUCCUCUCAGACACCAACGUGAACCACAUUCUAGACACGUUAUCACCAACCGAUGUCACUGAUCUGGCUAGCGCCCUCGAACGCGCUCUCAUCCAGUACUCAUGCAACAAUGAACAGCAAUACCAGCCGCAUCGCGCUGUCGUGAAUCGAGACGGUCAAGUCAGCUUGUUCAUGCCCGGAACCACCGACCAGCUACUCGGCGUUAAGAUUGUCGGCAUCACACCAGCUGAAAGGCUCAAGCCUAGUGAAGCUGGUCUAAAGAGCGUUUUGACGCUGUGUGAUGCCAGAGGCGAUGCUAUCGGCACGCUCAACGCCGCUGCUCUCACGGCUUUCCGAACAGCUCUAGGAUCGAUGCUGGCCUAUCGGUUCAGGCGGAAUACCGAGAAUAUCGUGGUGUUUGGUGCAGGCAAGCAAGCUCUAUGGCAUAUUCGCUUGGCGCUUUUGCUGAAAGAAAAGGAUAUCAAGUCUGUGACUAUUGUCAACCGGUCAAACGAGAGGACUCAACAAUUGAUUGAGUCUCUCAAGUCCAACCACUCAUCUCCAUGGCCCUCGCACAUCACCCUGCAAGCCUUCGACCCCAAGGAUGACCGUGAUGCAGCUUUGGAGGAUCUAGUUGUGGAUGCAGACGUGUUGUUUUUCACCACACCUAGCACACAGCUCGUCUUCCCCGCUGCAUACCUCACGUCUGACAAAGCUCGAAGCAAAACCCGCUACCUCGCAGCGAUCGGCUCAUACCGUCUUGACAUGCAAGAAAUUGACCCAGAUCUUCUGAAACAAGUCGUCGACCCUGCUGGACCCUUUGCCUCUGUUGGUUACCGCGGAUCCGUUGCAGUUGACAGUCGUGACGGGUGUCUGCAGGAAGCCGGAGAGCUGGUCAAGGCUGAGGUGCCUACAGACAAGAUGCUUGAGAUUGGUCAGCUGCUUCAGACAAAGAAUACUGAGAACCCAAGCGAGUCGAGCUACGUCCAUCUCGAGUGUGGCAAUCUCACCAAGGACGAGCGCAACAACGUCGCCAAUUUUAAAUGGUCCUUUCCAGUUGAUUGGGAUCCCAAACCGAAGCCCAACGGUACAUGGCACGGCCACAACAGGGCAGAAUUGAAAACGCCGUGGGCUAUAGCCAUUGACAGAUUUGUUGAUCCUUUCUGGACAAAUGUAACCAACUUAUCAGACCGAUACGAGGAUUUCUUCUUUAUGAUGAGCAUGGAUGGUCGCCCGCUGCUCUUUGAGAACGAAACUGACAUUGACGUCACACCCCCAAGACUUCUUUUCGACUCUGGCUGGAUGUAUAGCUCGUCCCGUGGCCAGGUGAAUAGCCAGGUAGGAAUGAAGACAAAAUGCGAAGUCCUGCAGCGCUACGUCGAGUCGCAAGUCCACUGUUCUCGACUUGGUAUGUCAACCCCACAGAACUGCUCUGUCAUCGCGCAACGGUCGUCGCGUAAAAAGCAUGCCCCAGAAGGAGUAACCAUGCUUUCUUGGGAGACAACCUGGGGCUGGGUGUCAUCACUGCCAUCAGUGGUGGAAGGAACUCUGGAAUACCCCGAUAUCGUGAUGCGAUACCUCGACAAUCCGCAGCGCAAUGACAUGUAUCCCGGGGCUGCAGAAGAAGACAAGGAAAUGUUCAAGGGUGUCACUCCAGAGCAAUUCAGCCGUCGCCUGGCGCAGGUGAUCAACACUUACGUGCUAAUCAGCCAAGUCUACCAGUCGGCCAUGCAAGCCGACGCCCCUUUCGAGCAAAACGUCACCGUACCUAUCCAGGUGAGCAACCUAGUGGAAGUUUACGCAGUGAACUGGACGUGGAUGUUUCUCUUCUUUGCUUCUUACGCCAUACUACUGGCCAGCGGUAUAGUGAGUACUGUUUUCGCUCAUUUGGCUAUUGGGCCAGAGAUUCUCGGCUAUGCUUCUUCAGCGGUUCGUGACUCCAAGUAUAUGGACCUGCCGCCAGAUUUAGGUCCAAAGGAUGCUCUUGAGGUGACAAGGGUAAUCGGUCAGAACAAGGUGAAGUACGAGUUUACGGAGGAGAUGUCUCAAGAUGGUCAACCCUUCGUGGAUAUUGGUUUGGAGAGUAAGAUUGAGGGGAUUCAGAAACAUCGGUCAUUGAAAUCGAAUCUCGGAUGUACUUGA